This is a messenger RNA of Caenorhabditis bovis, 1503 nucleotides long. NCBI's taxonomy places the organism in Eukaryota, Metazoa, Nematoda, Chromadorea, Rhabditida, Rhabditidae. The record is from the annotation of a GenBank genome assembly.
AUGCGGAUCUUCUCUGUUCUAAAUAAAUCUGUGUCUGGCACAUUUAAAGCAUCAUCGAUAUGUGAACGAAACAUGCAACAAAUGGUGAUGUUGCAAGCGAGAUAUUUGGCAAUUCCUGGUGGAAAAGCUGUUUUUAAAAGGGAUAAACCCCAUUUGAACGUUGGUACGAUUGGGCACGUGGAUCACGGAAAAACAACCCUUACAUCUGCUAUUACAAAAGUUCUUGCGGCAUCGAAGGGCGCUAAAUACCGAAAGUACGAAGAUAUUGAUAAUGCUCCAGAAGAAAAAACUCGUGGCAUUACCAUUAAUGCUUUUCACUUGGAAUACGAAACAUCGAAGCGACACUACGCACACAUUGAUUGUCCUGGUCAUGCUGACUAUAUUAAAAACAUGAUCACUGGAGCUGCUCAAAUGGAAGGAGCGAUUCUUGUAGUUGCAGCUACGGACGGACCGAUGCCACAAACAAAGGAACACUUGCUUCUAGCAAGGCAGGUUGGAGUGCCGCAAGAAAAUAUCGCUGUCUUCAUGAACAAGGUUGAUGAAGUAACCGAUGCUGAAACUCGUGAGCUAGUCGAAAUGGACAUCCGCGAGCUACUGAAUGAAUUUGGAUAUCCAGGGGAUACAUGCCCCGUAAUUUUUGGAUCGGCCUUGUGCGCGUUGGAAGGAAAGCAGUCGGAGAUUGGUGAAGAAGCGGUUAAAAAACUCCUUGAAGUUCUUGAUGACAAAUUUAUAAUCCCCGAAAGAAAAACAAACGAGGAGCCAAUGUUUGCUGCAGAGCACGUUUACACUAUUCAAGGACGGGGAACUGUUAUUACUGGAAAAUUGGAGCGCGGAAUACUCAAACGGGGAGACAAAAUCGAAAUUGUUGGAGCCAGCAAAGAUGGAAAGGCUAUUAAAUCAACGAUAUCUGGUCUUGAGUCAUUCCGCAAAACAGUUGAACAAGCUGAACCGGGAGACCAGCUUGGAAUUUUGUUGCGGGGAUUGGGGCCAAAGGAUGUGCGAAGAGGAUGUGUACUGCUUCCGCAAGGGCAUAAACAUAAAGUCACGGAUAAGGUGAAAGCUCAGCUUUACGUUUUAAAAGAAAGCGAGGGGGGAGCUAAGACUCCAAUUGCUAACUACUUUAGCGAACAUGUUUAUUCUUUAACAUGGGAUACUGGAGCGAUGGUUAAAAUAAUCGGUAAAGAUUUUGUCAUGCCAGGUGAAGCUGCCGAAGUUGAACUUUCUUUAAAUUAUCGAAUGUUCAUUGAACCGCAACAGAGAUUUACCAUUCGAAAAGGAUCGAAGACAGUGGGCACUGGAGUCUUCACUGAUCUGUUAGAACCAAUGUCAGAAACUGAAAAAGACCCAAAAAGCAAGAAAAAAUUGAUGAAAGCGGAAAUGGAGCGACUUGGCUUCAAUCCAUAUGGAGAACUUGCUGAAAAGCGACUCAAACCAGAUUUCUCUAAUUCUCCAAAGGACAACCCAGCUGCCAAGGCUUUCGAAAAUACAGAUGCCCAGAAAUAA